AUGUCGCUUUGCCCAAACAACGACCUUCUCGCUGUCAAUUUUACGAUCCCGGGUGAACUUGAUAAGAUCCUUGUUGCCGGUGACCCCGACGAUUCGGAUUCACCAUCAGACGUAACAGUGACUCCAGCGCCCGACGCGUAUUACGAGCAUUGCAAGCAAAAAGGAUGCGCCCUGGAAUGGUCGAUGCAGCACUCCAAUAGCGAGGCCGGCGCUCAAUUUGCACCUCCCCGCAUGACCGCACAAUCUCCCUUCCAAACUCCUCAAGACCUCCGAGACUGGGGAUGGCAUGACGGUGUCAAGAUAUCGCAAGCUUACGAUGACCUCAGCAGCAUCUGGUGGGGAGCUGAUGUGGCACUGAAGGGCCUUCAGCUUCCUUGGAAGACAGAUGCCCAAGAGGGUCCCAAUCGUCUCACCAUUAUAGUGCACCAAGACCCCACUGCAGAUAUCAGUGUUAAUAAGCAAACUUACAACGUCGACGGAAAAGAAUACCGGGCUUCGGACGCUGAUUACACUAUGACUAUGAAUCUGCAAGAUGGUGUUAUCAUUGCCAUAAGUCGCAAAGGCCCAGAUACGGCAGGCAAGGAGCUAGAGCCGCCGCUGGAACCAGAAGACAUGCCAAAACUCCACCAAUUCUCCGAUGUUGGCUGGAUAAAAUGGAAGGCCAUGGCCGAGGCGAAUAAUCUUCCUGUUAACAAUCUUCGGUAUUUCUUAUCGCUUGGGAUCGCGAACACACAGACGUUAUCAGUGUGCGAGAGGGUUUUCAGGGAUAAUAACCUAGCAAUGAGGAGGUGGCCUGGAGACGUUUUCCUAGCCGGCACAUGGCAGUUCCGUGCUAUCUUGGGAACCCCGAACGUACAAGGCUUUGGGUACAUGCUGGUUCAACACAAGGCAGAUCUGGGCAACAUGUUCAUUAGUAAAAUCCAUGUUUUCCUGUGUGAAAACAACGAGGUUUGCAUUGUCGCAUUUGUGUCCCAACCAGUGGCCGCUCCAGUGCAAGAUGCAAUGGUCGGAUCGAUAGUCAUCUCGGAUCAGGUCGACAGACGCGACGAAGGAAGUAACGUCAUGCGUCUCCACAAGAUCUUCGCGAAGCUGUGA
Molecule: messenger RNA, 1095 nt
Organism: Alternaria triticimaculans
Lineage: Eukaryota; Fungi; Ascomycota; Dothideomycetes; Pleosporales; Pleosporaceae
Exons: 3
Coding region: 1-1095 (364 amino acids)
Source: RefSeq, a predicted model, not a curated record